AUGAAACUCCUGUCUCAUGUGCUCCUCGUAUUGGCCCUGUCAUUAGUUGCAAAAGCAGCGCUUAUUUGCCCCGACGGCGUCAACUCAGAAUGUUACCCGCAAACAUUUGAACCCUCAAAAAACUGGCAGGUCAUCCGGGAAGGACAACAAAUUCCUGCGGGCUUGCAUGUCCGUGUCAAUUUGGAAACUGGAGAACAAGAGGCCCGACUUUUGCUGUCUGAAGAUACCCAGGAGCAUUCCGAGCUAGUGCUUGUCGAACAACCAGAGGAAAAGCCCGAAGAUCUUUUACCUUCUCGCUUUAGGACAAAACAAGCGCUGCUGGCUGGCGAUGUUAACUUGCUGGAAUACGAGUCUGCUGUCCAUGAGGUCCUUCAGUAUACCGAAAACUCGGACACAAGAAAGCUAGAAUCGGCGCUCGACACGUUGAUCGAGCUCAGCCAUGACAUUGAUUAUGGUGUGGAGCUCGCGUCCCACCCAAAGGUCUUCAGGUCGAUGAAGGAGAUAGCUGAGCUGCAAACUGCCAACGAUAACAUUUCCGAGAAGAUAUACCGAAUCAUGGGAGCGUCCUUGCGCAACAACCCGGAGGCCGUCACGCAUUUUGUGCAGAACAACGAGUCUGGCCUUAUCCCUGAGCUCUACCGGAUGUUGAGUAUGGGCCAGGCCUCGGAUCUUGUGCAAAAGAGGAUCCUAGGCGUGAUCCAUGCGCUUUUCAUGGACAGCACGUAUGCAGCGACAAACUUGAACACCGACAACGCGAGAUACACGGAAGGCUUGACCUCUCUUAUCGCAGUCUUUCCCAGGAUGGGAGAUGCCGCUAAAGAGAGGCUCAUGCUUAUUCUCACGGACUUGAGCUUGUUUGGUGCAGACCCGGGAGACAGUACAAUUGACGCAAACAAGGCGUUUUCGGCGUUUUUGCAGAGACUCUUGCACCAGCAAGCAAUGUUUCUGGAGCCCCAAUUCCAGACCAUGUUCCGGUCUUUGGCCGAAUUGCACCAGUCAGAAGACUUGCCCGUUUCACAAGACUUUUUGCACUGGCUCAGUAAACAGGCCGAGGAACGGAAAUCUGCAAUCAGGCAGCGAGACCAGGUCUACACAGAUGCCGAUGCUGACUUCGACUCGUUUCUUACUGCUGCAAGGCACUUUAUUUUCGGCAACCCAAACGCGGCCAGGAAGACGUAUGAUGAGUUGUGA
Messenger RNA from Metschnikowia bicuspidata var. bicuspidata NRRL YB-4993, 1191 nucleotides. RefSeq lists its product as uncharacterized. The transcript has a single exon. Gene Ontology annotation, molecular function: adenyl-nucleotide exchange factor activity. The record is from RefSeq and is a predicted model, not a curated record. Lineage: Eukaryota; Fungi; Ascomycota; Pichiomycetes; Serinales; Metschnikowiaceae. Gene Ontology annotation, cellular component: endoplasmic reticulum. The coding region runs from base 1 to 1191 and encodes 396 amino acids.